Cyprinus carpio (common carp) is the source of this 6596-nucleotide messenger RNA. RefSeq names its product receptor tyrosine-protein kinase erbB-4-like. NCBI's taxonomy places the organism in Eukaryota, Metazoa, Chordata, Actinopteri, Cypriniformes, Cyprinidae. Gene Ontology annotation, biological process: positive regulation of kinase activity; multicellular organism development; cell surface receptor protein tyrosine kinase signaling pathway. The record is from RefSeq and is a predicted model, not a curated record. Gene Ontology annotation, molecular function: transmembrane receptor protein tyrosine kinase activity; epidermal growth factor receptor binding; ATP binding. Gene Ontology annotation, cellular component: basal plasma membrane; signaling receptor complex.
AAAUGAUGUGGAAAUUGUAUGAAACUUUAUUUAAAUUAAAUAUUAAUUCCUUACGAACUAUGACUGGAUUCUGUAGUAUAAGAAUUAAAUCCCCACAUAAUAACUGUUCUGUGUUUGGGGGCGUGCUUCACCUUGAUUAAUUCAGUCUUCUGUCCAAUCAAUGCUUAAGUGGGCGGUGUUCAAGCGCUCAAGGCGCGCGCCCGGGCACGGAGACCGUAACUCGGUCCGGAAUUCAGCGCAGAGUGAUGCCAGUCCCAACGCAGUCACAUUCAGUCAAGGAAUAAGUCCCUUUCACCUCCUCUGUCAUAUAAUCAAGUGAUCCAGUUUUACUUGCAGACUUACACCAAGGCAUAACUUCAGACCAUGCGCUCUAUGUGAACAUCUGCGCAAAGACGCACAGGCUGAAAGACAUUUGACAGCUCACCAACGGGACUUUGGAGUGGACAUGUGAAGAAAUGGAUAUGCAGCCUCUUCGUAUGAUCAAAAUGCGAUCUGACAUCAUCGUCGUCCUCAUCCUUACUGCUGUGAUUGUUCCCCUGUGCACCUCGCAGUCAGUGUGUCCUGGCACUGAUAACAAGCUCAGCACACUGUCGGAUUUGGACCAGCAGUAUAAAACUCUUCGCAAGUUCUACGAGAACUGUGAGGUGGUCAUGGGUAAUCUGGAGAUCACCAGUAUUGAAAGAAACCGCAACCUGUCUUUCCUCAAGUCCAUCCGUGAGGUGACUGGUUACGUGUUGGUUGCUCUGAAUCAGUUCGACUAUCUUCCUCUGGAGAACCUGAGGAUCAUCCGUGGCACUAAACUGUAUGAAGGACGCUACGCUCUGGCCAUCUUUCUCAACUACAGACGAGAUGACAACUUUGGCCUUAGACAACUCGGCCUCAAAAACCUGACAGAAAUCCUGAAUGGAGGUGUGUAUGUAGAUCAGAACAAGUUCUUGUGCCAUGCUGACACCAUCCACUGGAAUGACAUCAUCAAGAACCCACGUUCUGAACUUCUGGUGGUUCCCUCCAACAACAGUGGCAACUUAUGCAGACGGUGUCACAGAUCUUGUAAUGGACGUUGCUGGGGUCACCAGGAAGACCAGUGCCAAAGCUUGACAAAGACGGUGUGUGCAGAGCAGUGUGAUGGACGCUGUUUUGGUCCGUACGUCAGUAACUGCUGCCACCGUGAAUGUGCAGGAGGCUGUUUCGGACCCAAAGACACAGACUGCUUCGCUUGUACCAACUUUAAUGAUAGCGGGGCCUGUGUGACACAGUGUCCUCAGCCAUUUGUCUACAAUCCAACAACCUUCCAGCUCGAACACAAUCCCAAUGCCAAAUACACCUAUGGAGCUUUCUGUGUCAAGAAAUGCCCACAUAACUUUGUGGUGGAUCACAGCUCUUGUGUCAGAGCCUGUCCGAGCAACAAGAUGGAGGUGGAGGAAAAUAAGAUCAAGAUGUGCAUUCCGUGCACUGACAUAUGCCCGAAAGUGUGUGAUGGUAUAGGCACUGGCAGUCUUCAAAUGGCUCAAACUGUAGAUUCCAGCAACAUUGAUAAGUUUGUCAAUUGCACCAAGAUCAAUGGCAACCUCAUCUUCCUCAUCACAGGCAUCAAAGGGGACAUGUUUCAUGGUAUAAAAGCUCUGGACCCUGAUCGGUUAAAUGUAUUCCGCACCGUCAGAGAGAUCACAGGUUUCUUGAACAUCCAGUCUUGGCCAGAAAACAUGACAGAUCUUGGUGUUUUUUCAAACCUGGCCACCAUUGGAGGACGCUCUCUUUAUAGUGGUAUUUCUCUGCUGAUCCUAAAGCAGCGCUGGAUCUCUUCGCUGAAGUUCCAGUCUUUGAGAGAGAUCAGCGCUGGUAACGUCUACAUGACCAACAACAGCCAGCUCUGCUUCUACAACACAGUGAACUGGACCAGUCUGUUCCACACCAGCACCCAGAGAGCUCUGAUCAAGAACAACAGGGACCCCAGAGAGUGUACUAACAAGCAGAUGGUUUGUGAUCCGUUGUGUUCAGAGGCAGGAUGCUGGGGUCCCGGUCCAGACCAAUGUCUCUCAUGCAAAUACUUUAGCAGAGGAAGGACAUGUGUCAAAUCCUGUAACUUAUAUUACGGGGAUGUUCGAGAGUACGCCAAUGGCUCAGUUUGUGUUGAGUGUGACAGCCAGUGUGAAAAAGCCGGAGAGAAAAGUUUGACCUGUCAUGGCCCGGGUCCAGAUCACUGUCUGAAGUGCUUGCAUCUCAAAGACGGACCCAACUGUGUAGAGAAAUGCCCUGAUGGUCUGCAGGGAGCAAACAGCUUUAUCUUCAAAUAUGCUGAGACCAACAACGAGUGCCAUCCCUGCCACCCCAACUGCACACAGGGUUGUAGUGGACCCCGAGUACAAGAUUGUGUUGGCAUGUUGGACAGCACUCCUCUGAUUGCAGCUGGGUUAAUCGGGGGUCUCUUUGUGAUGGUCAUUAUAGCUCUGGGUGUGGCCGUUUACAUCCGCAGAAAGAGCAUUAAGAAAAAGAGAGCUUUACGACGUUUCCUGGAGACUGAGUUGGUGGAGCCAUUGACGCCCAGUGGUACCGCACCAAACCAGGCUCAGCUGCGUAUAUUGAAGGAAACUGAACUUAAGAGAGUCAAGAUUCUGGGAACUGGAGCCUUUGGCAUGGUCUAUAAGGGAAUCUGGGUUCCAGAAGGGGAAACUGUGAAGAUUCCAGUGGCUAUAAAGAUACUCAAUGAAAGUACAGGACCUAAAGCCAAUGUGGAGUUUAUGGAUGAGGCACUAAUCAUGGCCAGCAUGGAGCAUACUCAUCUAGUGCGUCUUUUGGGGGUCUGCUUGAGUCCCACUAUUCAGCUGGUCACUCAGCUCAUGCCCCACGGCUGCCUGCUGGACUAUGUACAUGAACACCAGGAGAACAUUGGCUCCCAGCUGCUGCUCAACUGGUGUGUGCAGAUCGCAAAGGGUAUGAUGUACUUGGAGGAGAGGCGGCUGGUGCACAGGGACCUCGCGGCCCGUAACGUCCUGGUAAAAUCUCCAAACCACAUCAAGAUCACUGAUUUUGGACUUGCUCGACUGCUGGAUGUUGAUGAAAAGGAGUAUAAUUCAGACGGAGGCAAGAUGCCCAUCAAGUGGAUGGCCCUGGAGUGCAUUCAUUACAGGAAGUUCACACAUCAGAGUGAUGUAUGGAGUUAUGGGGUGACUAUCUGGGAGCUGAUGACGUUUGGAGGAAAGCCGUAUGAUGGGAUUCCCACACGUGAGAUUCCAGACAUCUUGGAGAAGGGCGAACGUUUGCCCCAGCCGCCCAUCUGCACCAUAGACGUCUAUAUGGUGAUGGUGAAAUGCUGGAUGAUUGAUGCUGAUAGUCGGCCUCGGUUUAAAGAACUUGCUGCAGAGUUCAGCCGCAUGGCACGAGACCCUCAGAGAUACCUCGUCAUACAGGGGGAUGACCGCAUCAAGCUGCCCAGCCCUAACCACAGUAAGUUCUUCCAGAGUAUUCUGGACGAGGAAGAGCUGGAUGACCUGAUGGAUGCUGAGGAGUACUUGGUUCCUCAGACCUUUAAUAUCGCUACCUCUUCUUACACAUCAAGACCACCAAUGGAUACCAGUAAAAUACAAUUGAGGUGUCGUGAGAGAGUUUUUAGCACAGAAGAUGGGAUGGGGGCUUGUUCCCAUGAAACUUCUGGAUCAGUGAGUGGCGUCUUUCUCCCUGGAAGCACACAAGGUACGGGUCUUGAUGCCCUUGAGGAACAACAGUGUAAUGGGAGUUUGAAGAAACAGCCCAUGUCCGGCUCAGGAGACGACUGCGACGGCCAACGCUAUAGCGCUGACCCAACUGUCUUUCUUGGAGAGAGGAAUCCAAAGACCACUGAUGGAAAUGGUUACAUGAGCCCUAUGAACAAGUCAUCCUCAGACCAUCUUAGUCCUGUUGAGGAGAAUCCCUUUGUAAACCAACGGAAAAAUAGUAAUAUUAAUGCACUGGACAACCCGGGUUACCACAGCACACCUGAUAGGAAACCCAAGGGAGAGGAUGAGUAUAUCAACGAACCCCUUUACCUAAACACAUACAAUAACAGUAGUGGUACAAACCAGGAGAUUAUGAGGAAAGAUGGAGCUUCCAUCCCGCUACAGAUGACAACAGCAGCCAACACUGCAAGUAGCCACAUUAUCCUCUCAACACAAACUGGGAAAGCCCACCACCAUGGCCAGGGAACACAUGUUCAUUUCGCCGUUCCACCUGUUCAGCCCCCCCAAACCAGAUCGAUGAGCCAAAAUGGGCAGCAUUCCCAAUCGCCACAUGGUGCAGAAUCCAAUUCCUCUAGCAUGUCUGGCAAUCCCUCCUUGUUAACCCAAAUCUCCCUCGUCAGCCAACAGAUCCAACCUUGUCUUGUGAGUCAGUCCGGCUCUUCAACCCAUCCGGCUCAAGUGGUAAAAUCUGCAGUCACUAGUAAAAGUAUUUCUGGCCUUCCCGGCCACCUUGUCUAUCCAGGUAACAUGCUUCAAGCGGGUCAUACUGGGACUGUAAUGGUCGACAGGAAGUCGAAGAAGAACUUUGAUUAUCCUGACUACUGGCAGCAUAGUCUACCACCCAAGGUGACUCAGCCAAACCCUCAAGACCCAACGCAAGUGUGCAAAAGCAAACAUCUCUACAGGCACAGCAUCCGAAGUCGCAUCGCCGUGGCUGACAACCCUGAAUAUCUUUCUGAGUUUAACAAGAGACCGGGAACAGUUCUGCCACCUCCACCGUACCGGCACAGGAAUACGGUAGUGUAACGACGCAGUUCUAGAGAGCCAGAUUAUCCUACCAGCACCGUACGAUAAAUUGGAAUUACUGAAUUAAUGGAAAACUCCCAACUUCAGGAAUUAAGGAUGGAGACUUAUCGGACGUUAAAGGGAAAACUGAUCAACCAAAGUGCCUCUAAACUAUUCCAAAAGCUAUUCUAUCUUUUCUAUUCCAAUAAAUCAGAAUGUAACCAGAUGUACACCCUUUAAAGGGAUAAUUUAGCCAAAAAUGAACAUUCUGUCAUCAUUUAUUCACUGUCAUGUCGCUCCAAACAUAUUUAUGUUCAAACCCAAAUGAAGAUAUUUUUAAUGAACCCUGAGAGAUUUUUUUGUCCUUCCACUGAAAGUCCAUUACACAGGGAGGGAAAAAAACAAAAAACUCUAAUUUGUUACAGCCAAAUGUAUUACUUUUUCUUACUUUCCCAAAGACAAAAAUAUACAUUCCUAACAAGUAAAAUUAUUAUUAUAAACACCCUAUACAUUUUGUUAGUCUGUUUAAUUUAGUUUACUUACUAUAAAUAAUGAUAUCUUCAGAAGAACUUUAUUGUGAUGUCUCUUUAAAAUAUGCAUAAUCUUUUCUGAUAUGUACUAACAAAAACACUGAAAAAAUAAAUAAAACCCACAAUCAUUUCUGCAGUCAGUAAAGGUAGCUAACAUCGACACUUUGGUGUCAAGCAGAAAUACCAUUUAGGCUAAAUUGUUUAUAUUGUAUCUUAGGGGCGUGUUAUUUGCUUUUAGUCAUACCAGAACAGGAAACCAUCGAUUAGUCUAAUAUAAAAAUACAAACACAUAGUCAUUUCACUUUUUUUGGUGUACACCAAAGCUCUGGCAUUUAAACAUUUUCAUUAAGACAUCAUAAAAUAAAUCCAUAUGAAUCAAAUGGAAGCUCAGAUGUGCUUGCUUGACCAAUGAGGUUCGAUGAGCUUCUAUUUACCAUGUUUGAUGUGCUGUAUUUAUGUGCACCGAUCUGUGUUUAUAUGUGAAUAAAAGUCUAAAUGAAACCAUGUCAUGAAGUAUUCAUGUCUUUUCAGAAGAUUUGGGUUAAACCACUAAAUUCAUAUAGACUUUUUUUACAAUCUCUAAGUUUUGAUGGAAAGAACUUUCAAUAUAGGGACAGAAAUCUCUCAGGUUUCAUUUAAAAUAUCUUAAUUUGUGAUUCAAGAAGGUUAGGAAGGGCAUGAGGGUGAGUAAAUGAUGAAAGAAUGUUAAUUUUUGUGCGAACUGACUCUUUAUUUCUCACCUCUGACUGUUUCUCCUACAGUUAGGACAUUCAUCAUGAGAAUGUGGAAAUUGUUGUCCAAUUUGACAAAAAGGUAACGGAAAACAAGGGGGAAAAACACUUGCUCUCUUACUUUUUUUUUUUUUUUUUUUUUUUUUUUGGUGAAAAGCUAUUUAAAUUUAUUAUGGUUUAUUUCUGGUGUCGUAAGUUUAGACCAACUGUCUUUUUGACCACUUACUGUCCAUUCUGUAUCGUUGCUGUUGAUGCCGUAAGCUAUAUUCUCUUCCAAUUUUUGACCGAUGGACAUGCAUUACGAAUCUAGGACUGCCCCCAAGAAAAUUGGGGUACAUUAACUCUUGUAUGUGAAUGAGACCAUGAUGUGGAUUGUAAAUUGGCGUAUCUUCUUGUACCAUAGUGGAUUUAUUAAUGGACUACGCUGGUUGGAUACUAUUUAUUUUCAGUCAUGUUCUUGUUCGUGUUGUUUAAACUUACCAGUUUCCCCCUGUCCCUGGACCACAAAACCAGUCAUAAGGGUCAUUAUUAUUUAAUUUUUUUUUUGGAUUAAAUAAACUUUCUGUUGAUGUAUGGUUUGUUAGGACAGGACAAUAUUUGGCCGAGAUACAACUAUU